AUUUCUCCAGGAGCCUCAUUAUCCUCUGUCCUGAAAUCAUCACAAUGGCCAGAGUGGCCUCAGCUCAGGGCCUCUGUGACAUCACCAAGGGCCUGGAACCAAAUACCCAGUCUCCCAGUUGCAAGAGCAAGCAAACCCAUCACGAGAACUGCCUUCCCCAUCUCUGGUCACCAUGUGGACGCUGAAACGCUUACUGGUCCUUCUUCUGUGCCUCACCUGCAGCUAUGCCUUUAAGUUCUCUUCCCCGAGAGAGAAAACUAAUGAAGCCCAGAGGAAGAUGCCAUGCGAAGAGCACUUUCGGAUUCGGCAGAAUCCACUAGAGCACACCCAAGGCUGGCUUGGGAAAAUAUGGCUCUGGCUUUUGUUUGUUGUUGUGCUGUAUGUGAUACUGAAGUGUCUAGGAGACAGUGGGAAGAGAAAGGAGCAGAGUCCUCCUGGCCUUCGAGGCUGCCAGUAUCAAAAUCCACUAAAGAAAAAUAAAAAAGCAUCCCCUGACAAAGACUGUGCAUUCAAUACCUUAAACCAACUGGAGGUAGAGCUCGUGAAAUUUGUGUCCAAGGUGCGGAAUCUUAAGGUUGCCAUGGCAACAGGUGGUGGCAGUAAUCUCAAGCUUCGAAGGUCAGAGAGGCCUGCAGAUCCACACAAUAUUACGAUCUAUGAAAUAUGGGGAGAAGAAGACUGACUGAAUGGAUUUGUGUGUCGAAAAAAUAGGAUAGAAAAAAGUUGAGUGUUGACAAACUAUGCAAACUAAUAAAACUAUUCUGAAGAACUUCCA
Callithrix jacchus (white-tufted-ear marmoset) is the source of this 775-nucleotide messenger RNA. RefSeq names its product family with sequence similarity 209 member B (gene FAM209B). Lineage: Eukaryota; Metazoa; Chordata; Mammalia; Primates; Cebidae. The record is from RefSeq and is a predicted model, not a curated record.